Messenger RNA from Cannabis sativa, 2327 nucleotides. RefSeq names its product transmembrane 9 superfamily member 5-like. NCBI's taxonomy places the organism in Eukaryota, Viridiplantae, Streptophyta, Magnoliopsida, Rosales, Cannabaceae. The transcript has 6 exons. The record is from RefSeq and is a predicted model, not a curated record. Gene Ontology annotation, biological process: protein localization to membrane. Bases 300 to 2183 code for a protein of 627 amino acids. Gene Ontology annotation, cellular component: membrane.
GGUCAGUAAGGGACUUUUCUUUGGACGUGGACCAACAUAAACAGAAUACUGGUGUGAUAAAAUUUUGUAUUGGAAUAAUGUGAGUUGAUUCUGUUUUCCUAAAAUACUGUAACCUUCAACUGUCACUCUUAACAGUCUCUAACUGAUUUUCCCGCCAUCUUGGAAAAUAACAAACAACCUUUCAAGAAACCAAACAAUAUAAAUAGCGAUUUUCUUAAUUCUUUGAACACAGUAACACCUUUUCAUGCCUUCAUUCAAACGAUACAAACUCUUGUUCUCUCUCUUUCUUUCUAGAAUCCAUGGCGUUGGAGCGAGUAAUGACUAUGGUAUUGAGUUUUAGAAAAAAAAGGACUAUGGUAUUGGUGAGUCUGCUGGUUUUAAUGGCGAUGUUACUACCUCUCGUAAUUUCUUCAAGAAAAUUCUCAACACUUCAUCCCGUUCGUCCACCGCGUGGAAAGAUCUACCAAGGAUAUAAGAUUCCCAUUUUCGCCAACAGACUUCGUUCUCUUGAAAAUCGUUGUGACAAGUACCCUUACUUUGACUUUCCAUUUUGUCCCCCAGCAGAAUCACAAAUCGAGAAGAUAAGUUCAUUCGAAGAGCUUUUAGCCGGGGAUUGCUUCAUUCUUACGCAGUAUGAGUUGCAAUUUCGAAAGAACAUUGAUACAAAAACACUAUGUGAGAAGACUUUGACAGAGGAUGAAGCAAUGAAAUUUAGGAGUGCUAUCGAAAGAAAUCUUAUGUACGAGAUGAGCUACAACAAACAUCUUUUCCGGGGUAUGGUGGGAAAGAUUGUGUAUGAGGAAAAUGGGAAAAAACUCACAACCCCAAAGUAUUUUCUUGUUACACACAUUCAUUUCUAUGUUAAGUACUGGAGGACCCAUGUUAAAGACAUUAGUGUUUUGAGCAAUUAUAGCUCUUCUGUGGACAUAGCUGAACUUGCUGCAAAUAAAGUCAAGUUUACCUAUUCUGUCCGCUGGGUUGAAGAACCCGAAAAUCUUGGUCAGUCCUCGGGUGACACUUUAUUUGAUGAGGAGCUUAUGAGGGUUAGAGAAGCUGGUGGUCUGUGGAAUUCGAAAGUGUUGUAUUGGGGAAUUGUCACUCUUGUUUGGGUUGGGCUAAUCCUCACAGUGACUGUGCCAUACUUGAUCAAUUACUUGGAUCGGUAUGAUCACUUGUACUGCAGGUUCUGUUCCAGAGAUCAAGACCAUUCAGAUUGCCGAGUUAAUAAUCAGCAUCCCGUCCAUGGUGAUAACUGCAAAUGUCCUCCUUACACAUCACUACUCGGUGCUGUUCUUGGGAAUGGAAUUCACCUGCUUGCUAUGGUCUGUAUCUUCUUCAUUUUGGCAUACAGGGGUUCCUUGAAUUUUUGCAAUUUCAAAUCACUUUCUUCUCAAAUAAUGAGAACAUAUUGUUUUACCUCUUUCAUUCUGGGGUAUAAGGCUACUUCAUUUCAUUCUAGAUUCACAUCAAUUGGUUGGAAUGAAUGUAUUUUGCAAGCUGGAACUCUAUUCUUUAUUCCAGCAAUCUCAACAGUUUUGAUUGCAUACGGCUUAGUGAUAAUGGAGUUUGGGAUAUCCGAAGUAGCAGAAUUGGGUGGUAUCUUUCAAAACAUAGUCGAUUGGGGACUUGUCACAAGCGUUGUGGUUAUUCUAACUGGUAUCAUUGCUCGGCAUUAUUUCCAGCCAGAAUCUCAACCAAUAUGUCCCACGAGAAAUUUACAAAGAGAGACUCGUCAGCAGCCUUGGUACACCAAGACAGAGUUUCAGUUCCUGUUUGGUGGCCUAGUGCCAUUCAUUGUAAUUUUACCAAAGAUGGACAACAUCUUUGCAAGCUUGUGGAAUUUCAAGAUUUGCAACACGUUUCAACCUUUGAUUACUUCAUUCAUUACGCUUGUCAUAACCAAUGUGUUCCUGGCAAUUGGUUUCACUGCUAGGCAGAUAUCCUGGAAUGAUCAUCACUGGUGGUGGAGAUCUGUAUUACGUGGGGGAGCACCAGCCAUUUUCAUGUUCUGUUAUGGCAUCUACUUCUUCUCAAGGAUAAACAUGGAUGAAUCAUUGAUGCUACGUAUUUUGGGAUACCAUGUUUGUAUGUCCUAUGCUUUGUUCCUUAUACUGGGAACCAUAAGCUACUAUGCUUCAGCUUUUGGCUUUUAUUGCACCUUCCACCAACAGAAGCAUGAGUAGUCUCCUCAAAUACAAUAUUGUUCUAUAAUAAUUGACACUGAAAUGUAGUUUUUUUUUUCUCAAUAUUGUUUCUAUAAGUCAAUACGUUGUAAUGUAGAUAAUUGAAAAUAUGCAUAUAAAAUGGCAGGUGUACUUUUUAGUCAA